CUCUCUCACCUUUCGUUGUUAAUUUGUAGCGUUUUUACGAAGGUAGUUCUAUUUAUCGCGCAAGCAAGUGCCCCUCCCAAAAACUCGAUAUCUUUUAUCGCGCAAGCAAUUUGUCGCCAAAUUCUCUGCUGAUUUCGCCGAUGAAGAGUUUGAAUCCAAGCCCGGAAAGCUGCAGGAGGAGUGGAGUAAUCGGGCUGGGUUUGAUCCCGGGCCACGGGCCCGCUGUUACCAGCAUAAAGGUUUCUCAUGGGCACAACCAAUAUGAAGUUUCCGUGCCGUCUAACUCCAGUUUUGGUUAUCUCAAAUGUGUUAUUUGUCAAAACCUUGGUUUGAAACCCGAGACAAGCAAACUCUUUUUCGAAGGUAUAGAAAAACAAGACGGAGAAAGUCUUCAACAAGCUGGUUUGAAGGACAAUUCUGAGUUGUUACUUGUGGAAUCGGUAUGUGAACAGCCAGUCCCCGAAGAAGUUCAAGAAACCUCUGCAACUUCGAAAGGGGAGGAUGCUGUUGCCGAAGCCAGGAAAGAGAUCAACAAUCUUGAGCAGCAGGUUUCUGCAUUGCAAGCUGUUAUCGACAGUGGAAAGAAGGUUGAUGAUAAGGAGAUUAUGUAUUUGACUGAGAUGCUUAUGAGGCAGUUGCUUAAGUUGGAUGGAAUCGAUGCUGAAGGAGAAGGAAAAGUUCAGAGGAAGACCGAGGUACGUCGGGUUCAGAACAUUGUAGAGACACUGGAUGCCCUGAAAUCAAGAAACUCGAAUUCCUCUAACCAUACUCAAAAAAAUGUGUCUGCAUCUACUGAGUGGAGGGCCUUUGAUGCUUCACCAUCUUCAGCUCCACCUGUUGUGCCAUCAACUUCCUCUUCCCCCACCCCUUCUUCAUCUUCGGCCCCACCCAUCGUACCAUCAUCUUCCCCCACCCCCACUCCAUCUUCUGCCCUUCCCGUUAUGCAACCAUUUUCCCCUUCCCCUAUGCCAAUUCCUUCAAUUUACCCCGUGCCAUAUCUUACGCCUUCCAACAUGCAGGCUCCUACCUUUGCUGGGGCCCCACAUUUAACGCCUUCUACUCUGCCAUCCUCCAACUUUCCGACCAUGCCUUACACCGUCCCUACUCCAAUGCAAUAUUUUACACCUUCCACCAUGCCAUCUGCUACCCCUUAUCCUUUCCAAUAUUAUGACCCUUCCCAAUAUUAUGACCCUUCCCAAAUGACAUAUUUACCCCCUUCUGCCGUCCCACCGCCGGCUGCCACUUCUCCAUAUCACGCCCCGCCCUAUCCGCCUCCUUCUAAUCCUUUCUCCAUGCCAUCUUCUACCAAGGUAACAGAGAACUGGGAACACUUCGGCUAAGUCAGGUUUGGAUUGUGAAUCAUGGAUUUUAAUUACGUCACGUGCAUUCAUCACAUCAUUUGGUGUAACGAUAUUUGAGCUGCACACUUGAAUUAAUCCCACAGGGUUAUCCUUGUACCAAAAUUCUUGUUCUAGCUUUCUCAAUGCUAUUUACAACAAUAAACAAACAGAAAAACAAUGUAGGCACAAAUAUUAUGUGUGAGCCUAUAAUUGUUAUCUAUGAAUAUGACUUCUACCCA
This is a messenger RNA of Salvia miltiorrhiza (redroot sage), 1579 nucleotides long. Its product is annotated as BAG family molecular chaperone regulator 4-like. The transcript has 4 exons. NCBI's taxonomy places the organism in Eukaryota, Viridiplantae, Streptophyta, Magnoliopsida, Lamiales, Lamiaceae. The coding region runs from base 141 to 1340 and encodes 399 amino acids. Gene Ontology annotation, molecular function: adenyl-nucleotide exchange factor activity; protein-folding chaperone binding. Gene Ontology annotation, cellular component: cytoplasm. Gene Ontology annotation, biological process: protein stabilization. The record is from RefSeq and is a predicted model, not a curated record.